AGAGAGAGAGAGAGACUCGGGACUGAUCACACUGGGAUGUUGUUGCUGCUGCUGUCAGUGAUGUGAAGCGACAUUAAGGAGCUGAUGAAAGGACUCCUGCUUGCGCGUGGACACAUAUUUCUACAUUUUUGCAGUUACAUAUAUAGCAGCUCUGUGUGGUAGAAACCAGUUGAAGUUGGCUUCCUGCCUGUUGAGAUGUGCCAAUAGGAAACACUGUGAACAGGGGUUCAUGCUGAUGAAAUUGAUCUGCUCAGUGAGCUCCAACCAGAGCCAUGGGGAGUACCCAGACUGCCGGAGUGAGAGGGAGUCGGGAGGGGAGGCGUCUCUCCUGGUGUCUCCGCUGGUGGUGGCGGGGAUCGUUAUAGGUCUGGUUCUCUUCCUCUCCUGCAUCACCAUCAUCGUCGGCAGCCUGCGCAAAGACAGCCGACUCCGAAACCCACACCUCCGAGCUAGCUACGGUCUGGAUGGUUUCUCCUAUGGAGGUUCAGUAGGAGAACUGAGAUCUACCUGCUUAGAAGACUUUCCUCCUGGUUUAGACUUUGAUUCAUACAGAGAGACUCUGUCGCAGGUCAACACCCUGUACCCCGACUCACCUCCACGUUACGAUGAGUGUGUUGGCCCAGGAGCGACUCAGAUCUACAUCCCUACAGAUGACCCGCCUCCUUACUCCCUAUUGGACCCCUGUCAGAGAGGGGCGGAGCAGGAGGAGCAGCCCGACUACACCAGUGCGGAUCCCUCUCCGUACAGCGGAGAGCCCUCGGCCAGCGCCGCCUGGUUCUCCCCCUCCCACUACCCGCUGGGGCUCCAGGAGCACGAGCACCAACACAUCGCAUCCAUCUCCUUCCCGCUGGAGGCGGCGCCGCCUUACGAGUCGGUGUUGGCCGAGCAGCAGGGGCAGCCCCUCCCUCUCAUGCCAUGUGACCUCUAUAAACACCAAUCAGAGAGGGGGGAUGAUGGCAGCUCCCGGCAGCCGGGGGAGAACCAGAUCUUGUAGGACAAUUAAUUUGUUUCUUUCACCUGCGCUGUCGGGCGUCCCCGGCUGAAUUCAACUAACACUUGUGAUGUGGGGCACACAAUGGCUGUUAGGAGCAGCUGUGACACCAAACAGUGGACACUAAUGGGAUGCACACAUCCUCCCCACAGUUUCUAACACCUAAUAAGGCUGUUGAUGUCACAGUCACAGUGGACCGAAACAAAGCUGGGACUCCAGUUUUUUUUUUGUUUUUGGACAGAUUAAAAAUUCACUAAUUGCGCUGUACUGUAAAGUUUCUGGAAUAACAGCUUUUGUCGUCCCCGUGGUUCUCCCCAUCACCAUCGUCUGGUUCAGUUUUUGCCAUUACUUGACUGUUAAUCUCCUUUUCUAAUGUCAUGUUUGGAGUUUAGGUCACUGCGAAAUACUAACAUCUAUUCAUCAAACUGUAGAUGAAGGCGAGCGGAUUUCUUUAGAAGAAAGAGUGAGUGUAAACAUUAUCAAUGUGGUAUUUAAUAGAGUAGUUAAGGUAUACACAAGCACACAUAGUACUCCCUCCUCCCAGUUGUUUCGGUGCGACCCCACCUGUCAGUCUAUAUAAAUGAUGUUCUGGAUGAAAGUAAAAUUACCACUUGUGUUGUGCACAACAUUCUCAGAGCAGUUUCACGUCUCUGUAGACUUUUAGAGCAGUGUGCUGUUCAGUGUGGUGGUAGUAUCCUAGUGGUUGGAAGAAAUAAUGAAAUUAUUGCAACCUUAAAAUCCAAAUUAAUUAGGAAACAACCUGGACAGGAAGCGAGAUAUCAACACUGUCCUAUUUCCAGUUAUUAGUAACUAUGAUGCUGUGAUGGAAGCCAUUGUUAAAUAUUUGCAGCAAACAUCUGUCAUCACCAGAGAGGGAACGUGUUGUACAAAAUGGCAUAACUCUUUCUAUCAAGGGCUCUGGUUUUAAUAUAACUAUUAGUGUGAUAUUCUGUAUCUGGACCCCAGCAGCAAAAUGUAGCUCGGAGCCCUCCUCCUGACGAGGUCAGGCUGAUGCAACAGAGAAGUGACACAUUAAACUGUAGACCUUAAAGCACUGUUUACUGGAGAUGCUUCUGCCUUUGUCUUCUUCUCUCUGU
This is a messenger RNA of Centropristis striata (black sea bass), 2088 nucleotides long. RefSeq names its product brain expressed, associated with NEDD4, 1 (gene bean1). The transcript has 5 exons. Lineage: Eukaryota; Metazoa; Chordata; Actinopteri; Perciformes; Serranidae. The record is from RefSeq and is a predicted model, not a curated record. Bases 230 to 994 code for a protein of 254 amino acids.